This is a messenger RNA of Kazachstania africana CBS 2517, 987 nucleotides long. It is a transcript of the gene SLG1, whose product is annotated as Slg1p. Gene Ontology annotation, cellular component: plasma membrane. The transcript has a single exon. Bases 1 to 987 code for a protein of 328 amino acids. NCBI's taxonomy places the organism in Eukaryota, Fungi, Ascomycota, Saccharomycetes, Saccharomycetales, Saccharomycetaceae. The record is from RefSeq and is a predicted model, not a curated record.
AUGUUAAAGACGAGUUUGUGGUGUGUGGCACUGUUGUGUGGUCUCAGGCCCGCAGUAGCCGUGUCUGAGUUGGGGUGUUACAGUGCGUUACCUUCCGACUGGAUCCAACAGGAUUCGUACGCGUAUCAGACUAGUUCAUAUUGUUCCACCGAAUGUAGUGGGUAUUCCUAUUUCGCAACGUCCAACCAUUCAGAGUGUUAUUGUGGUAACUCAGAUCCCUCUUCCACAGAGUCUACGAGUGACUCUUGUAAUACGUAUUGUUACGGCUACGGCUCAGAGAUGUGCGGUGGUGAAAACUCGUAUUCAGUGUACAGCCAAAGUGAUGAGAGUGUAUCGUCGUCAGCGUCGUCGUCGCCGGCAUCUUCUUCUUCCAAUUCACGAGGUUCUACUCUAUCGACGUCUGUGACCUCCGGUAACACAGAUUCUUCUGCAUCUUCAAUGAUCACUGCAACAUCAAACGUCCGCACUAUAUAUUCUACUUCGUACGAUACACAAGGUGGAUCUACAGUGUACGUGACAAAUACAAUAGUGGAAAGUGCUACUGCAACUUCCGAUUCCAAAUCUUCUUCUUCGUCCAGCAAGAAGAAAUCCACUCCCGUAGGUGCAAUCGUCGGUGGGGUCGUAGGAGGUGUCGUCGGUCUCAUAGUCAUCGCGUGCAUCGUGGUCUUCGGUCUCAGGUACUACAACAAACGUAAAGAAGACGAAAGAAUGGAAAAGGAGUAUCAAGAAGCCAUCAAACCAGUCGAAUUCACAAACGACAAAGUCACUUCCUCCUCCUCAUACAAUAGUCUCAGUGUUGAGAGCAAUCACAGCAAUAACAAUAACACAACGUACGAUAACAACCAUGAAACGACGGGGCGCGACUCUUUGUUAAUGCCUCCGCCAAACCCAUUUGAUGACUCAAGACGCAUAAGUAACGGCUCUAUUUUCACAGAAGACGAUCCAGGACACGUCCUCACAGUCGUGAACCCUGACGAAACAGACUAA